Pistacia vera is the source of this 1287-nucleotide messenger RNA. Its product is annotated as wall-associated receptor kinase-like 22. The coding region runs from base 167 to 1075 and encodes 302 amino acids. Gene Ontology annotation, molecular function: polysaccharide binding. The record is from RefSeq and is a predicted model, not a curated record. NCBI's taxonomy places the organism in Eukaryota, Viridiplantae, Streptophyta, Magnoliopsida, Sapindales, Anacardiaceae. The transcript has 3 exons.
UGCUUUUUAGGAAGAAAAAAGAGAGAGAAUGUUGAAUUUAAUCUUCUCCACCGAAAAGAAUUCUCUUUCCUAUUCUUUUCAUAUAUCAUCUGCUCAAGGGUAACACUCCUCAGUUUGCUUCAUUUUUCAUGCUCAUUAGUCUCCAGCUCUUCCAAAACCUUAACUAAUGUCACCUGAUCUAAGUCCAUUGCUGUUCAUCAAUAUUAUGCUCUUCCUCUUCUUCCUUCAUACUGUGUCCUCGGUCCCUGCCUACCCAGUUAAUGGUACAUGCCGUGACACAUGUGGCACAAUUUCUGUGAAAUUCCCCUUUGGUACCGGAUCUGGAUGUGGGCACCCUGACUUUGCCAGAUACAUAAAAUGUAACUCUGAGAGUCUGGAAUUCUCGACUGGCACUGGCAUUUACAGUAUUUCUUCUAUUGACUACACAAGCAACAGUAUCAUUGUUACGGACCCCUUCAUGUCAACUUGUUCUUCUAUGCAGAAUUCUGGAAGCUUUAGCUUGGAUAGAGCCAGUCCAUUCUCCAUUACAAAAGACAAUAUCAUUGUUUUGCUUGGAUGCUCCGGUACAUCUCCUGUAUUUGAUGCAGAUGAAGAUUUGUGUGCUACAGGUUCUGGUUCCCGUGUUUGUAGAGGGCUGUAUUCAUGUAAAGGAGUGUCAGGAAUUGGGUUGCAACAGAAUGCACCUGCAUCCUCCUGUUGUGUUUACGAUUCACCAACUGGCCUUGGAUCAGGAUAUGCAUUGGAUCUCCCAAAGCUACAAUGCUCAUCAUAUACAUCAAUAUACGGGUUUGGGGGCAACGAGGGGGAUCCAAUGAAAUGGAAAUUUGGGAUUUCUUUGCAAUACAAUGAUUCCUAUACUUCUGAUGCAUGUAACGAUUGUGAAAACAGUGGGGGUUCGUGUGGCUUCACUGGUUUGGAUGAGUCAUUUGCUUGCAUUUGCCGGAAUGGAAGGAACAGCACGACCAAUUGCUUUGGUAUAGGAUAUGCUUUGAGCGGGACAUGGGGGCCAAAAGUUCAAAUCAAGUUGAAUCCUGCAGGAUUUCUUCUCUUGUGGAUGAUGACACUCUUUAUUUAAAGCAGAGAAGGUGUUGUCAAGUUUUGAAGAGUUAAUUGAUGCAUUUGAACACUGAAAGUGACAAAGUUUUUCUUUAAUUUCGUUAUCUCAAUGUUGAGUAUAAUUGUAGUCAGUAUAGAUAUUUAAUCUGUCCUUUUGUUUAUGUGAAAAUAUCAGAGUUAAUAUAAAAAGUGAUGUAACUACGUACACUGCAUCCAGAAUAGCCAUUUUUG